This is a messenger RNA of Colletotrichum truncatum, 393 nucleotides long. RefSeq lists its product as uncharacterized. The record is from RefSeq and is a predicted model, not a curated record. NCBI's taxonomy places the organism in Eukaryota, Fungi, Ascomycota, Sordariomycetes, Glomerellales, Glomerellaceae.
AUGCAACUUUCAGCCGCGAUUUCUCUGCUCUCCAUGCUAGCCACGGCUUAUGGAGCCGCUGAGUGUACCCGCAACGGAUUCUACAACGGUCCUUUUGGGAGCAACAGCAACCUAAAUGCUCCUACAAACGUCGGCCAAACCUUGACUUACAGAUGGGCCGGAACCCCCAUCUACAUCAAGAUGCAAUCCAAGAGGGACUCCUGCGAUCCCGACGGUGAUUGCGACGAUGAUAUCACCUUCAACUUCAAGAACCGCGGUUCUAGGCAAGUCAGAGCCCGGAUAGAGGAGUCGAACAGGGAUCACUUGGAGAUUGUUCUCCCCCCUGGUGCAGACUGCGAUGUGGGGCGGUAUUUCACUCGCGGGGAUGCGCCGUACCAGGUGUCCUUUGCUUAA